Molecule: messenger RNA, 1004 nt
Organism: Zea mays
Lineage: Eukaryota; Viridiplantae; Streptophyta; Magnoliopsida; Poales; Poaceae
Molecular function (GO): protein binding
Source: RefSeq, marked validated
ACCUCCGAUCUCCCAUUUCCUCACAACCUCACCCGGCUCCAUCCACGCGGCUCCAACGCCAGCCACAGCACGAGCCAUGGACUCGCGCGUCGUGGACGGCGCAGGUGGGGGUGCCGACGCCUCCUUGCCGGCCGAUCCGCCGAGCCCCGUGCCCGAUCCGGCCGCGGGCGGGAUGGAUGCGCGCCUCCCAUCGGACCUGCUUCGUGCAGUGCUGCAAAGGCUGCCGCCGAUCGACCUCGCGCGGUCCGCCUGCGUCUGCCGAGCGUGGCGCGCGGUUGCCUCCGACCGCGCCGUGGUCGAGGCCGCCUUCUGUGCGCCCUGGGGAGUGCGGCGCGUCGUCGGAGAGCCGGCGACGGGGGCCUUCUGGCGGGCCGCCUCCCUUGGGAGAUUUGCGCUGUCGCAUGCGAUCCGCCGCGGGGAUACCGUCCCCGGUGUCGCUCUCAAGUACUCCGUGCAGGUGACCGAUAUCAAACGAUUCAACAACAUGAUGAGUGACCAUGGCAUCUAUUCGAGGGAGAGGCUUCUGGUUCCGAUCAGCAACCCAGAAAUCCUUCUUGGCAGCACCUGCUACAUCGAGAUGGACCAUAACGCUAAGAGAGAGGUUGCAAUCUUUUACCCCGAGGGACGCCCAGGUGGCAAAACUGACUCUGUGGCAAGCAUUGUCUCUGCGGAGAGGAGAAACAAAAGGAUUCUCGAGUCGGUGAGGCGGAGCCUGCACGUCGAUGAUGGCACUGCUGCGUACUACUUAUCUGUUACUGAGGGUGAUCCGAGGGCUGCCAUGACGGAGUACUCCGAGGACCUGAGGUGGGAGCAGCAACGCGCAGGUCGGUAGAUUCAUAUAUAUUCCAAUGGCAUAUGUUAAGAUCAUGGUGCUUGAUCCUUAUCAUUUGGUGUAUAUAUUGUACAAUCUGGAUGGUUGUAAGUAUAAAUACAAACUUUGGUCUAAUGAAUAUAGAUGCAUGUACAUGAUAACAAUUGCCAAAUGGCAUCGGUGCUGAGAACAA